This is a messenger RNA of Dichotomopilus funicola, 810 nucleotides long. RefSeq lists its product as uncharacterized. Gene Ontology annotation, molecular function: DNA-binding transcription activator activity, RNA polymerase II-specific; protein heterodimerization activity; RNA polymerase II cis-regulatory region sequence-specific DNA binding. Gene Ontology annotation, cellular component: nucleus; CCAAT-binding factor complex. NCBI's taxonomy places the organism in Eukaryota, Fungi, Ascomycota, Sordariomycetes, Sordariales, Chaetomiaceae. The record is from RefSeq and is a predicted model, not a curated record. The coding region runs from base 1 to 810 and encodes 269 amino acids. The transcript is spliced from 3 exons. Gene Ontology annotation, biological process: regulation of transcription by RNA polymerase II.
AUGGAUCCCAACUCUUCCUCUGCGCAACACGGUCAACACGGCCAGCAGGCUCGGCAGAUGCCCGUAUACGACCUUAGUCAAGGUGGGCAUUAUGGCGCAAGUGCAGCGAUCUCUUCUCAAGGCUUUGCACCCUCUGAGUUGUACACCGGCACAUGGGCGAACGUCCAUCAGGGCCUAACGGGCCAUUACAAGGAUGUGCUCACGGCUUACUGGCAGCACACCAUCAACCACCUCGAAAGCGAUACGCACGACUACAAGAUGCACCAGCUGCCUUUAGCGAGGAUCAAGAAGGUCAUGAAGGCGGAUCCGGAAGUCAAGAUGAUCUCCGCCGAGGCCCCGAUUCUGUUCGCGAAGGGCUGCGACAUCUUCAUCACCGAGCUCACCAUGCGCGCCUGGAUCCAUGCCGAGGAAAACAAACGGCGUACCCUACAACGAUCCGAUAUUGCCUCCGCGCUCGCCAAGUCCGACAUGUUCGACUUCCUCAUCGAUAUCGUCCCUCGUGAAGAGGCUUCCUCGCAUGCCAAGCGGACCACUAACCAAGCGACUGCCGCGGCUCAGCCCGCGGCCCCACAGCCGCAAAUCCCGGGCGUUGGCGCCCCGAACCACGCCGGUCAACACCCCAUGGCCGCACCGGAUUACACCCUUGGGGGUCAUAACAUGGGGCCUGAUCCUGACUACCGCCAGCCGCAAACAAUGUAUCCCGGCCAGGUCCAACCCGGUGCACCUGCGUACGGCCAACCCCAGGCUCCGAUGUACAACGUGGACGACAUCUACAACUACGGUGGGAUACCUCCUCAGCAGGGCGCCUAG